AGAACUUUGAACUAAUAGGAAAAGGAGGUCAAUGCAAGUUCGUCGUGUUUGUGUGUCAGAAGAAUCUUACGAGAGAGAAUUAAAGCUGGAAAUGUCGUCUGAAGUGUACGACUGCAUCGUCAUUGGCGCAGGGAUCCAGGGGUCCUGCACUGCCUAUCAGCUGGCCAAAAACAAGCAGAAAACUCUACUGCUGGAGCAGUUUGUUUUGCCCCACUCCAGAGGGAGCUCUCACGGCCAAACCAGGGUUAUACGGAAAACCUAUGAGGAAGAUUUCUACGUACAGAUGAUGCACGAAAGCUAUGAGCUCUGGGCUCAGCUUGAGAGAGAAGCAGGUGUUGAACUGUACAGGCGCACUGGCUUACUGGUUAUGGGUCCAGAAAACGGAGAGGGUUUCUCACGCCUAAAGGCCACGAUGCAAAGGCACAAGAUUCCCACAGUGUUUCUGGAGAAGCAGGAAUUCAGCCAGCACAUUCCCAAUGUGAAUCUCGCUGAUGGGAACGGAGCGCUGAUAGACACCUUUGCUGGCGUGCUGUAUGCGGACAGGGCUCUCCGAGCUGUGCAGAGGCUGUUUCAGUCCUGUGGGGGUGUGAUAAAGGACGGGGAGAAAGUAAUUGACAUCAGGCCUGGUGCGGAGGUCACUGUAACGACGGACUCUGGAGUGUACAGAGGGAGGAGUCUGGUGAUCACUGCAGGACCCUGGGCCAACACUCUACUGAGACACACAGGACUGCAGCUCCCGCUCAAGGUUGUAAAGAUUAACGUAUGCUACUGGAAGGAGGAGAUCCCAGGCACCUACAGUGUCGGCCAGAGUUUCCCAUGUUUUAUAGAGAUGGAGCCAAAAGAGGGGGAAUAUGAUAUUUACGGCCUUCCAUCCAAUGAGUAUCCAGGACUAAUGAAGGUGUGUUACCACAUGGGCAGUGAGACCGAACCGGAUGAGCGAGAUAAACAGACGGAUAGAGGGGACAUCGAUAUUCUGGUGCGUUUCGUCACCCGCUGUCUCCCUGGGCUGGUGCCAGUGCCUGCUGUGGUGGAGAGCUGCAUGUACACGGUCACGCCAGACCAUAACUUCGUCCUUGAUUCCCACCCAACCUACGGCAACAUCAUCAUCGGUGCUGGAUUCUCAGGCCACGGCUUCAAGUUCGGCCCUAUCAUAGGGAAAUUGCUCUCUCAAUUGGCCAUGGGGCAGGUUCCCUCACACGACCUCUCACCUUUCCGUAUUCAACGUUUCCAGUCUCACGCCAGAUCGUCACUUUGAAUCCAAGAGCCUACAAUGACAGCUACAUUUAACAUAAUAAAACAAUGUUAAAUGUCUGAAUGUUAACUGUGCUAUGUUAAUCCAUUACUAAUUCAUACAUGCUUUUUUCUGUAAUAUCAAGGCUGUGCCAAGUUAACAUUAGACUAAAGAUGUGCAAAAAGGAAAUAUUCUUUCCCACGGAAUCCUGUCUAAAUCUCACCAUCAGUGUGUUGAUGGUGGUGUGGAAUUGUGCCAUUGAAGUGAUGUGAGUGAAAGAAGUUGACUUCCACCACCUUAUUGCAUGUAUAAUAACAUGUGAAAUAAUAAAAAUACCAUAGGCUUUAUGUAGACAUGAAGACUGUAUAUGUGCUAAUUAUGUUUCUAGGUAACAGCCUAUUUUAUAUUGGUUUCUAUGUAAACUCUGGGUGAGUCUAACUGCUUUAAUUGUCAUUUUUAAAUCUUGAUAUAAUUUAUUCUUUGCAUUGCAUAUUGUCCAUUUAAUAUUUCUAAAAGAUAAGCAUGGGGGCGUUUGGUUUUUUUCUAAACAUUAUUGAUUAUUUAAUGUUUGUAUGUAAAAUUAAAGCCAUAUUCAUUAUU
Messenger RNA from Sinocyclocheilus rhinocerous, 1831 nucleotides. It is a transcript of the gene pipox, whose product is annotated as pipecolic acid oxidase. Gene Ontology annotation, molecular function: L-pipecolate oxidase activity; sarcosine oxidase activity; flavin adenine dinucleotide binding. The record is from RefSeq and is a predicted model, not a curated record. Bases 32 to 1255 code for a protein of 407 amino acids. NCBI's taxonomy places the organism in Eukaryota, Metazoa, Chordata, Actinopteri, Cypriniformes, Cyprinidae. The transcript is spliced from 8 exons. Gene Ontology annotation, cellular component: peroxisome.